Notolabrus celidotus (New Zealand spotty) is the source of this 4268-nucleotide messenger RNA. RefSeq names its product golgi membrane protein 1 (gene golm1). Lineage: Eukaryota; Metazoa; Chordata; Actinopteri; Labriformes; Labridae. The record is from RefSeq and is a predicted model, not a curated record. Gene Ontology annotation, cellular component: Golgi apparatus.
GGCAGCAUCGUACUGUCCCAGACCCAACAGGCUGUUUGUAUGGGGAGAAUGGACAAUGCCUAGGCGCUGUUAACGGAGGGAUAAACACGGCGAGAUUGUCGAGGAACAUUAUCACUCUGUUUAUCAUCGCAUUGGACUGAGCCAUUGUUUAAUUCGUGUGCUGUGACUCUCGACUCCUGCGGUUUGGUGACAGCUAUGGGUGGGUUGGGAAACGGGCGCCGUGGAGGGAGAUCACCCCCUCUGAUGAUCGGUGCUCUUAUUGCCUGUAUUCUUGUUCUGGGCUUUAACUACUUGUCCAGCUCCCGCAACCUGGAGCUACAGACCAAACUGUAUGAGCUGGAAGGCCAGGUGCGACGAGGUGCAGCAGAGCGAGGAGUUGCAGAGCUGAAGAAAAAUGAGUUCCAGGAAGAAAUACUGAGACAGAAGGAGCAGAUCAACCACAUUGAAAGCCUUUUCAAGAGACAGCUGGAAGGAUCCCAGAACAGCUGCAGCCAAGACAAGGCCACUCUGCAGCAGAACAUUACCUCCAGUACCAAAACCCUACAGGAACUCAAAGGUCAGUUGAAUCAGCUGAAUGAUGAUCUGGGAAAGCUUCAAAAGGAGCUGCAGAGUUGCCAAGGCAACAUCAAAACCCUCAACAACAAACUCACCUAUGACAUGACCCACUGUAACUCCCAGGUCCUGUCCCAGAAGGAGCUGUGUGACGAGAGAGUGGCUGCAGCUAAACUUGAAGUUCAGAAAAAGAUGGAGAAGCUCAUUGCUUCUCAAGGUGUCUCCACACCAUUUGAAAAUACAGCAGAUGCAGCAGUCCAGACUGGGGCUGAUGCAGUUAAGACAUCGACUGUUGUAAGCCACACACCAACCCUCUCUCAGCCCAAAGUAAAAGAACCAGCUGAACUACUGACCAACGAGAUCAUCGUGGACAAUGGUCCAGAUGCUCCACUAGACCAGGCCGGGGCAAAGGAUGUUACUGUACCUUCAGCUACUGCAGACAAGCAGGACAUUUUGUCACCACCAGAGGGCGCUGUUACAACAGAUGAGGUUGAGGCAGGGACCAGUAAACUUGUGAAGAACAACCUGACUGAGGAUAAAGAGAUGGAGGUGAUGGAUGCUCACGAAGAGGGUCCUGCACAGACAGAGGAAGCAGAUCCAGGCAUGGAAGGCAUGCUGAUGAGCCAGGUGAAGGUAGAUGAUUCUCGGUCAAAACUGGAUGAGCAGGAUGAAUACGAGGAACAAGAAGUGGGUGGAGCUGAUUCAGAGAAACAACAGCAGACCAAACAAGCUGAAAACAUAGACAAGGACAUGGAGGAGGAAUUGGCCGACUAUAACGGUGAUGAUGAGAAUGAAGGCGAAUUCGAAGCAGACAAACAGGCUGAGCUGGCUCAAGUCUAAGGGCUGGAGUUGGAUAUUCAUCGCAGCACAAUAACAGGUUAUAGCAACCCUCCAAACACAGAGAACACACAAGAAACCCAGGUGUACAUUUCAGUGAAACAGACUUCUGACAUUUAGUUUUGGGGGGUGCAUUUCAUUUACUUUGCAUUCUGGAAUGUAUUUUCAUUUGUCAUCUUAAUUGCAUUUUGACUCCCAUUUCAGAUAAUUACAUUUUGGGUAUUACAGCUAAAAUAUUAACAACUUCUUACACAUUUCUUGAUAUUCUGAAAGAUCUACAAAAAAGACAAACAUGAAAAUAUACCUUGUAAUCACUGACUUAGUUAGUCCUCAUGGCUUGACACCAGUUUAAUCGAAACCACAAAAAUUCAAGAUCUCAACAUCUUCUGGGAAUCAAUGUGUUUUUUUAUGGUGUUAUUAGAUGUGUUGUUUAUGUUCACUCUGUAACGACUGUAACUUAAUACAGUAUAAACGAGGACAAUGUGCUGACACUUCUAGGCUCAUUGAACACCCUACGUCGUCUGUACAGAGUCGCACAUGUAAAGAUGUGUGAGAGGUCAGGAUGUUUUUUUUUUCUCUACAAAAUGUCUGUCAGUGUACGCAACUGAGACUUUCCAAAUCUGCAGCAAAUGUGCUGAAAUUGUACUUAGACUGCUUGGUGCAUUUGUGUCAUUUUGAUGUUAAAGCAAAUCAAAUUGGAGAGUGAAAACAGCAAGUUUGCAUGCACAUAACAUAAAAAGAAAGUUCUGUGUCAAAGUCAUUCUUCAUGACAAAUGGGCAGGCUAGCCUUGGGGAUAAAUAUUAUGUGAAACUUUGCCAGAUUUUACAAACUAUAUUAUCAUUGCUGAGCAAUGCUGAGCAAUCAUUUUUGAAGAAUCCCUCUGUUCAUUGCUCUUGCAUUUUAGUGUCUGAACAGCUUUAAUUCUCUGCUGUUUCAAGGAUCAGAUGGAGUAACAGGGCUAAAUGUGUGCUAAAAAAAAUGGCAUCGUUAAUGUAGCAGUACAGUUUAAGAAGAUGAAGACGAGAGUGUGGCACACCUGGUUAUAUCUGUAGAUCAGCAUUUUUCUAUUUGAAAUCAUGCCUUAUCAAGUUCUGUGUGUCAGAUGGAGAGCCGUGUUACAUGUUUACUGAUCAUUGAUCUGCUCAGAGUUUUGUGAAGUCACUUUUUAGAUACUGCUUCUGUUCUGCUGAAUUGAAUUAACUUUAUAUUUUUUAGGAGAAAGCAGAGAGUGUUUGGAAGUAGCUGUAAUUUCAUGAAGGGCAUUUCCUUAAUUAAAGCAGGACCUGUGUGUUGUGCUUUAGGACGCCAAUCCAGUUGAUGUGAACUUUUCAUAGCUGUGCUUAAAUGUAUUAGUCCAUUCAACUUAGAGCUGCACUAUACUGGAAAAUGUAUGGGUGAGUGCAAACAUGAAGUAGUAUUAAGUAUCCGAAGAAACAAAGUUUAGUUUUGAGAGGAUCUUUUGUUUCCUUGUGUUUUAUGUACAGGACAGAUGAUUAUUCUAAUUAACAGGCAUUCUGUUAAGUCUCUCUGGAACAAACGUGACAGAUCAUAAGCAUGUUUUAGUUUAAUUUCCAUACAUCCAUAAAGCUGACUUUUUAUCAACUGUCCAAUUGUAAUCAUGUAAAAAAUAUAUCUUUAUGGACUUCCAUUAUUUCCUAUCUGGAACCUUCUGGGAGUAGCAGGUGUAAAGCCACAAUUUGGGUAUUAUAUUGUAUGCUUGUGCACCUGACAGGUUUAUGGAAAGGUAUCUUCAUAUCCACACAAGGCUGCUCCUGCUCCUGAGAUUGUACAGCUAGUCCUGAACUUAAAUAAAAUGUCUUUUAAGAUUAUAGGAUACAAACUGUAGUCCUCCCUCUGAACUAACGGCUGGGCUAUAAAAUGCCAUUUAAAUUAAAUAACACAUUAUUAUCAGUGAAGAUGUAUUUAUGAAACAGUGUCAUAUUCUUUGGAUAUUUCUCUUAUAGUGAAGCAUAUAAGACCAUUGUCAUACAUUUAUUUGCCUGAACUCCAUGGACAUUAUCCUAAAACUGAGCAGCUUAAAACAAGCUAACCAUGAAAUAAAUAUUGAUAUUGUCUUUUAGCCAUAAGUCAGACUAGGCAGUGCAGUACACUCCAGUAUAUGUUUCCAUGAAAAAGUUUUCAUUUUUGAGGCAAGGAGACUUGGCGGAUUAGACUCAGUCUUUUUUGUUGUGUUUGUUUAUUACAAAUGCUUGACCAUAUGAGUUUGUUGGACCUAAUUUCAAACUUUCAGUAGGAGUCCAAAUUAUAAGCUCAAAUGUCAAAGAUAGGUUCACAUUCUAAGUUUAACUAUUUCUUAAAUUAUUUUUGAAAGUGCUAUUUUUAUUUCUUUAAUGACCUGGUCUUAGAUUAAAUAAAAAUACACAUAAGAAACAGAUCUGCUCAUGACAGGUUUAGUAAGGACAAGAGCCUCAUAGUUAUGUGAUAAAUAACUAAACUUUUACAGAGGGGACCAAUGACAACAGUUUAAAACAAUUAAUCUGGACACGUAUAUAAAGAGGCUUGACUCCCUUUGGUCAGCCUUGCAAGAAAAAUGUUUCUGAGGCUUUCUUUUUUUGUUUGUUAUAAUUUGAUUUCCAGAGCUGCUGUUAUUUGUUGUCUGAUUUGUUCUGACGCUGCCGAGUUUGGACAAAUUCUGCUUCUUGUGUUGUCAGAAAGCUUCAGGUGCCUGUUUUGUGUACAAAGUCAAAUCUUUUGUGUAACUGGAAAUGUUUUUUUUAUAAAAUUAGAUUUUUUUUCUCCGUGAUUACAUGUGUUUGAAAUUUUUUUGUUUGAAUUUGAACUGCUGAUGAAUUGUGAAAAGAUUGAAUAACAUAGGCUUUAUUGAUGAGAGAUAUAAAAAUUGUUUUUAUUACCACUA